Molecule: messenger RNA, 1046 nt
Organism: Paramecium octaurelia
Lineage: Eukaryota; Ciliophora; Oligohymenophorea; Peniculida; Parameciidae
Source: the annotation of a GenBank genome assembly
AUGAGAAUAUGCCCGAGUUCUUCUGACAUCAAAAAGCACUAAAAAAAGGCUAAAACCUGCAUAAACUUAUAUUCAAAGUCCUUAAAUUUGUAACUUAAAAUGUCAAGCAAAUUGUUUUUUUUCAGGAUUUUUGAUAAUGAAACAAAUUAAAUAUCCGAGUUAUUUUAUGAGUUGCAUGUUGAUUAGAAUUUCAAACCUAAUUUAUGCAAUGAUUUCUUGAUCCACUAUAAUCACUUGUAAAAUAUAGUGAUUUGUGAUAGAAACUUUAUAACUUUACUAUCAUUAUUUUUGAUGGAUUUUAAUGACCCUCAAGAAGCCUAUAUCGAUUUAUUAAAGACUAGUAAACUAACCCCAGAGAAAUUUAGAUAAGUUGGACCGAGCCUGUUAUAAAGCACUUUACUUGGUAACAUUGAACUUUUAAAUAAUGGAAUUUCAUAAUUAUAUAAGGGGUAAGUGAAAUUCUAUAACGAGAAAAGGAAACUAAAAACAGUAUCACUCGAACAAGUCGAUGUAGCUUAUAUUUAACUUUAUGUCUUCUUUAUUUGGCUCUCUGGGAAUAGAUGAAAUUUUCUCCAGUUUUCAAGAAAUUGUAAAGUUCUUCGAUUAUAAAUCAGAUUCUGAAUUUCUUAUAUGUAGAAUUGCUUAAACUGAUUAUGAUCUGAUUUAAUGUGUAGGAGACAUGUGAACAAUUAAAAGAAUUAUAAAAAGGCUUAAACACAUUAUUCAAAACAAUCUACUUCGCUUAGUCAAUUUACCAAGAGAAUGAUCUUCGAAAACUACUGAAAAAUUUUAACUAUGAAAGCAGUUUGGAUUUACAAUAGGUUCUUUUAGUUACUUGUGAAAUAAUUUAAGAUAAUGAAUAAUAAUUGUAAUUAAAAAGUUCGCUCUUACCUGUUUAAUAUGAACCCAUUAUUGCUUCAUUGGUAGUUUAAGAAAUCAUAUCAAAGUAUUAAGAAGAAUUUAAAUACUAAUUAUAUAUUUACUAAAGUUUUAGAAUAAUUUAUAUAAUUAUUAAUUAUCAUUUAUGUAAUAACCAAAUAAUCUGA